CGCCGCUCUUGGGAGCUUCAUCACUAACCUAAUAGUCCGAUAAGUUGCAUUUUUCCAUCAAUAAUUAUCUCACCGAAAAUUGUCAAAUUAUCCAAGCAAUUGGUUAUUCAAAUGUAUACUAGUCACAUGUUGCUGUUCUCCAGUUACGUAUUCUCGAAACGUGUCCUGGGUUAAAUGCUCUGGUAUCGAACUAAUUUGCUUGGAAAAUGCGUCGUAAAAGUGAGCGUAAUAAGGGCAAGUCAUCCCCGGAGAAGAAGGUUGAGAAGCCCACUCGCAAAUCGAGUCGAAGGCGUGCUAAAAAAUCUCCAUCAACAUCCCCAGAGCGUUCAAAGAGCCCAGAUGGUGAGGGUGCAGCCGGGGAAAAAGAGUCCAACGUAAACUACAAAGUUCAGACUCGUUUAGCAAACAAAGAAGUUCCUGAGACUAUCGUCGAGGAGCCGGAGUCAAAGGUGUCCUCAACCGAUCAAGUGACUGGUGAUCUAGACGACGCUGGUUGUGUAUGGAAAGUAGCCAGGGCUGAUGCAUCACCCGGAGAAAUUCAAAAGCUCAAGCUCUGCAGACAACGUAAUCUGUCAGAGACGUCAGAUGCAUCAUUGAGUCGAAAACGGGUGAGCAAGUGGCAAGAGGGUGAGGGUAACGCUGAGGAGGCUGACUCUGCUGACGAGAGGCCAGCAACGUCCAACGAUAAGACGGAUUCUGGUAAUAUUGCACUGGCCGAUGACACGUCCUCAACGACUGAGAGGGAUAGGGAUAUGGAAAGGGAGUCUGGCGAAGAGGUAAGUGAUAGCAAGGAGAUCCCGCCUGAAACUACAGUCGACUUGUCUGAUGUAAAACCAAACAUAGAUCAAGGACAAGCUGAAUCACAAGCUGAACAACCGGAAAGAGAAACUGUUAAGGAAACAACACCCCCAAAUAAGGAUGAUCGUGAGAAUAGUGAGGCUCGUGGUGAUGAUGCUAACGUGUCGGAAAAUAUGGAGAUUGCAGAACAGGAGGUACCGGAGGCCAAGGAGGUGCUUGAGUCAAGGACGUCCGAUAAAGAAGAGAAGACUGAGGAGGAUGUGAAAGAUAAAGAUAUAGAAAAAUCAGUUGAAAGUUUAAAAACGAAUGAGAAAGAUCAAGAGGAAGGUGUUGGUACUAGUCGAUCCACUGAUCUUAAUGAAUCAGGUAAAGACCCUAGUGAUAGCGAGGAGAAACCGAGGAUUGAAGAAGAAAAAAUUAAAAAUUCAUCGGAAAAUUCUACCGACGAAAACGUUAGACCGUCGAGAACACGGUCUGUUAGACGAAAGCAUCGUGAUAAGUACCAGGAUUCUUCGAACUCAGACACAGGUGAAACUGAUGAGGAAGAAGAAGAAGAGCAGGAUGAGAAGAAGGUGGUGAAGGAGGAGGAGAAGAGGAGUAAAAAGAAGGGCCUGGAGACUGAAGAGGAAAAGGAUAAAAGAAGCAGAGAAAAUUCACCUGAAGUAAAGGUCGAGGUGGAGAGCAGCAAGAAGGAUGAAGGGGGUGGGGAAGUGGAUAAACAGGAGGUGAUUAUUUCCUCUGCUGUGGGGAAUGAUACGAGUCCUGUGAGGGAGGAAAAACAAACUAAUAUUUGCAGACCAGCUAAAGUGAAUUUAAAGAGGGCUUUUACUUCGAGAAUAUCGGCUGAAGAGUUGAAGAAGGAUGAUGCUGGCUCGGCGAAUGAUGCCAGUCAAGAUAAGGAAAAUCAUGUUACUGAUGAGUCUAAAAGCAUUCCAAAGAGACGUCGCUGGGGUACAGCAUUCAGUACAGAUAUAGCACCUGUAUUAUCAAUUUCAACAGAUUCUCUCAAGGCUCUAGUACCUGGCGCCAAACCCCUGUCGAUAAAGGAGGUUCGUUUAUCAAAGGACGACGAUGAAGAUCGUGACCGUCGCAAGGAUAAGCGUCAGGUGGCCAACGAUGAAGACAAAUCAAAGGCGGACCACGAGACGAAAAAUGACAGUUCGAAGGAUAAUCAUAUGGGUGCACGACGAAAGAUAUCAAUAGUAAAGGACACACCACAACUCUCCUCAAGUCCUCCUGUUGCCCAGCCAACGAGUAUCUUGUUAAUCAAAAAUCUAGUUCGACCUUUUACGCUGAAUCAAAUAAAGGAACUCUUGUCACGUACUGGGACCAUUGUAGAGAACGGAUUCUGGAUCGACAGAAUUAAAUCUAAAUGCUUUGUAGAGUAUGCUAAUGAGGAUCAGGCAUUCGAAACACGGCAGGCCCUCCACGGAAUAUCCUGGCCAACAUCCAAUCCUAAGAAAAUUCAAGUCGAAUACUCUGCGAAAGAAGAGAUGGAAAAGGCGAAGGAGAGUUCCAAAGAUCAGCCUCUAUCACGUAAAUUAGAAGCCUCUUCUGGGGCAGACGCUUGGCAACAGGACUGGGGGCGUGAUGAGAAGUCAAAUGCUGCUACCAAGGUAACUGUUGUGAGGGAGUGGGAUUUAGGUAAAGAGGAUGGUCAACAUCUACUGCUGAAUGACAAGGAGAAGGAGACGAAGGACAGGGACAAAAAACGAAGACAAGCACGGAGUCGCAGUCCGACUCUUGAAGCACACCUUCCAGCACCAGCGAGGAAGUUCAAGAAAAAGGAGGAUGAACCUCCACCAGCUAAACUUCUUGACGAUCUUUUCAGGAAAACUAAAGCUGCACCCUGCAUAUAUUGGCUGCCGCUUACUAAUGAGCAGAUUGUUGUUAAGGAAGAAAUGCGACGACAGCACAUGGCCGAACAUGCAAGACGACUCGAAGAGAUGAGACGCGCUGAAAGAAAUCGUGAUGGCCAUCGUCGACGUAGUCCCAGAAAAUAAAUAAACCUUACCUGACCUCAAUUUUUAUUUCACAGUUUCGUCCUUUACUCGUUCAAUCUAAAUUCAAAAAUCUUUAUUCGAUUAUCUGACACAGCUUCGAUACUUCUUUAGAAACUAAAUGCAGACACUUGUUUCAUUUUCACCCUUCAGUUGUACAAAAAUAAUUUUAUUCUCUUCAUCGAUACAGGCGGAAUUAUGCGUUUUCACUAGACGUUUGUUUAUUCAAUCUACACAUUAGUUGAAAUUAAUCAACUUCAAUUACUAGUUCUGAUGAUGGAAAAAAAAAAGUUUCCAAUUUAUUUCUCUACCGAGAAAGAUUGAGACAAAGAAAUGAUGAAAUAUCGGAGAUUAUUUCUUGUACGAACCCCAAUAAAUAUCCUGUAUUAUCA
Messenger RNA from Diachasmimorpha longicaudata, 3190 nucleotides. It is a transcript of the gene Acn, whose product is annotated as Acinus. NCBI's taxonomy places the organism in Eukaryota, Metazoa, Arthropoda, Insecta, Hymenoptera, Braconidae. Gene Ontology annotation, biological process: RNA splicing. The record is from RefSeq and is a predicted model, not a curated record. Gene Ontology annotation, cellular component: ASAP complex; precatalytic spliceosome. The transcript has 9 exons. The coding region runs from base 207 to 2801 and encodes 864 amino acids. Gene Ontology annotation, molecular function: RNA binding.